Messenger RNA from Microthlaspi erraticum, 486 nucleotides. NCBI's taxonomy places the organism in Eukaryota, Viridiplantae, Streptophyta, Magnoliopsida, Brassicales, Brassicaceae. The record is from the annotation of a GenBank genome assembly.
AUGAGGUUGGUUGAGUGGAAAGAGGCUUUUGAUCCUAAUAAUCCAGCCAAUUCUGGAGUUAUCGAACGUGACAAUGUUCAAAAUGGAAAUGCUGGAGAAGAAAAAGAAGAGCGCCUUGUAGCAGAUGGGUCUAAGGACGAUAAUGAUGACGAAGAGGAGUUUGAUGACAUGAAAGAAGGGGAUGAUAUCCUAGAUCUGGCUGAAGAGAGAAAUGCUUUGACAGAGAAGAAAAGACAACCUUUAUACAGAAAAGGAUAUGAUGUUCAUGUGAUAGCUGUAAAGAAGGAGAGCUUGCUUACAGGGAAGAAGAUUAUUGUGGUUGAUGAUAAUAUAGUAAACCGGGGAGUAGCUGCAGGAGCUCUCAAGAAAUUUGGAGCAGAGGUUGUUUGUGCAGAGAGUAGUCAAGUUGCUUUGGGUUUGCUUCAGAUUCCUCACAGUUUCGAUGCUUGCUUCAUGGAUAUUCAAAUGCCUCAAAUGGACGGGUAA